This is a messenger RNA of Sungouiella intermedia, 1827 nucleotides long. The record is from the annotation of a GenBank genome assembly. Lineage: Eukaryota; Fungi; Ascomycota; Pichiomycetes; Serinales; Metschnikowiaceae.
AUGUCGGGACCUCGCCGAACGAGAGACAAGAACCCAAAGCAACAGGGCCAGGCCGCAAGUCAUAGCUCGAAAUCGAAGGUUCCAGCUUCUUCUGACCUUGACCAUCUGUGUAUCAUUUGUGCUGAGCCAAUAAAGUACUCCGCAGUUUCUCCAUGUAACAACGUUACCUGCCACCUCUGUUGCUUCCGUCAAAGGGCUCUUUAUGGCAAGAGAACUUGUUUAGUGUGUCGAACUGAGCACGAUGAUGUGAUUUUCACUGAACAGCCCACCGUGGAUGACUCUCGUUACGAUGCUUUCUUCGAAAAGUCUCGAGGAAUCGUGGAUGACAAAAACGGCGUCCAUUUCACCGCACAAUACGUUUACGACGACACGGAGAAAUUGCUCCAGGUGAGCUGCACCCUCUGUAAUGAGAUUUUUGCUAAUUUUAACGAGCUCAAAGCACAUACAAAGGAAGUUCAUCAGCGACAAUUUUGUGACAUCUGCGCUGCUCAUAAGAAAGCGUUUGUGUGUGAGUUGAAGCUCUACACGCAAAAGCAACUCCAAACACAUCUUAAUGAAGGCGACAAUGAAGGGUUCACUGGCCAUCCGCGGUGCCGUUUUUGCAGAAAUCAUCGUUUCUACUCGGAAGACGAGCUCAAUGUGCACAUUCGUGAAAGACAUGAGCGUUGCUAUAUCUGUGACCAGGAUAGAAACGCCUCGCAUGAGUAUUAUCGUGAUUACGACGACUUGUACAAUCAUUUUCGUGCAGCCCACUAUGUUUGUUCCAUUCCAUCGUGUGUGGAGAAGCGAUUUGUGGUAUUCAGAGAGGAUCUCGACUUAACGGCUCACAUGCUUAAGGAGCACGGUGGUAUCACGGGUCAAAACGGCCGAGUGGUGAUUGGUGCUACUCUGUCGCAGUUCCAAUCGCAACUCCUGACGUUUCCACGCAAGAAUACCCCGAAAACCGAUACAGAUUCAAGAGACACUAAGAAACGAAGAUUUGAUGAACGAGCAAAGCAUUACCUUAACAACGACACAGUCGCAAUUUCCAAAUUCAACCAGCUUAACAAUCUGUUUAAACUGCGCAGGUUGACUGUCGAUGAACUUGUGGAUGAAUAUAAAACACUUUUCACGUCCGAGAGUCUGGAUGUGUCACUUUUGAUUUAUGAGCUCGCUGAGUUGUAUCCGGAGUACUCGGAACAAAGGACCCAGCUUGAAAAAGCAUAUAACAGCCUCAACCCAGCUGCUGCUGCCCCUAGCAUUGGUGAAAACUUUCCUAUUUUGGGCAAUGGACUGUCGCUGUCAAUCUCCAACUCCUCCUGGGGUGCUGGAGUAGCUAGAAAAUCUAGAGAAGAGCUCUUCCCUGCACUUUCCAAGCCAUCUCGAACCACUUCUCCUGUUAUCAAGAAUGCUCCUGUCAGAUACACAGUUUUGAAGAAGCCUACUCCAAAACCUAAGGUAACCAUCAAUAACUUCCAGGGUAACUCUGAAUAUAAGCCCAGUUACUUGGACAAUCUUACGCGUGGCCAAUCAGAGAGCAGUCUACCUAUCCUUGGAAGCUCUAGUGUGUCUUCAGCAGUCUCUGCCUCGAGUUCACGUGGUCUGUCUCGUGUGCAGCUGCCUGUUCCAAGACCUUCCUCUGCCAAUCUUUCGGAAGACAAGUUCCCUACGCUUACAAAGAAGUCCACGCGCAAAGAGAUUCCUCCUGUGCGGUCACCAGUGACAAGCACCGGGCAGUGGGGUCAGGGGCUUACUGCUGCUCCUGCAAAAGAGGAAGAUACUUGGGGUAUUGCCAUCAUAGAUAAGAAGGCUGAGAAGUUGAGAAGGAAGCAGCUAAAGAAAAAAUAA